Molecule: messenger RNA, 1222 nt
Organism: Cuscuta europaea
Lineage: Eukaryota; Viridiplantae; Streptophyta; Magnoliopsida; Solanales; Convolvulaceae
Source: the annotation of a GenBank genome assembly
CCGACUAGUUAAAGAGGACGGAUAUGAGACCAAAGAUUUAUCUGUUCGGAGACUCCAUCACGGAAAUGUCAUUCGAGGAUGGUGGAUGGGGCGCUGCCCUGGCCAAUCACUUCCGCCGCACGGCUGAUGUGGUGCUGAGAGGGUACAGCGGUUACAACACAAGUUGGGCUCUGAGGAUUCUUGAAAAGGCGGCUUUCCCGGCAGAGGAGUGUGCGGGUUCGCCGCCGCUGGCGGUGACGGUGUUUUUCGGUGCCAACGACGCCUCUCUUCCGGAUCGAUCAUCUUCCUUCCAGCACGUGCCUGUUGAUGAGUACCAGAAGAAUCUGCGAUCCAUUGUCUCCUUCUUCAAGAAAAAAUGGCCAACGGUGCUUGUUAUCCUCCUUACACCGCCCCCAAUUGAUGAAGCAGCGCGCCUUCUUCACCGGUUUGAUGAAAACAAAUCGGGCCUUCCGGAGAGAACAAAUGAAGCUGCAGGAGCUUACGCCAAAGCGUGUAUUGAUGUUGCCUCAGAGCUUGGAGUUCCAUCUGUGGAUCUCUGGACAAAGGUUCAGCAAGUUUCAGACUGGAAAAAAACUUGUUUGAGCGAUGGUUUGCACUUGGCUCGUGCGGGGAAUGGAAUCGUGUUUGGUGAGGUGGUGGAUGUGCUCAAGAAACAAGGGCGCAAUGCAGAAUCUCUGCCAUCAGAUUUCCCCAUCAUUGACAACAUUGAUCCAAAUGACCCUCUUAAAUCUUUCUAAAACAAAUGUCAUUUGUAUUUUAUCAAAUGUAAGCAACUAUAUUUUAAAUAAAAGAAUCAAAUCAUAUCAUUAACAUUCACAUCAGAAGGCUACAAACAUUUAGACUAGAGGAACCCAAAAUAUUUCAAUGUUCAUAUCAAAGUAACUUUUUUGGGGUAAGAAGAGCAUGGGGUAAGUAAGUGAAGGUGAAGGGUAUAUUUAUGGAGUGACGCCAAACAAUAUAACCAUAUGAGCAAAUAUUGCAUUCACCUUAGUAAGAAUCAAAAGGCUUGGACAAAAAGUUUUGUUUCUUCUUCACUUCCAAAAUAUUGGACGCCUUUCUUCGAAGUCGGGAGGUCUCUGGUAUAUAAGGAUCGCGGCAUUGAUUAAAAUUCCAGCGGUUAAAGCCCAUAUAAUAUAAACGCCGUCCUUUGAUUGAUGGUUAAAGAAAUGCAGUAGAUACUUGUUCCCCAUCCAUUCCCGCUCCUCUCUUCUGUUUUCAUUCU